Molecule: messenger RNA, 5170 nt
Organism: Sturnus vulgaris (Common starling)
Lineage: Eukaryota; Metazoa; Chordata; Aves; Passeriformes; Sturnidae
Gene: MARVELD2
Product: MARVEL domain containing 2
Biological process (GO): bicellular tight junction assembly
Cellular component (GO): cytoplasmic vesicle; apical plasma membrane; bicellular tight junction
Source: RefSeq, a predicted model, not a curated record
AUGUCGCGGAGCUCGCAGGGCGGGCGGCCCGACAGGUCACCGCCGCCCCGCGGGGCCAGCCCCGGGUCCGCCACCGCCCCGCUGCCGCCGCCCCCGCUGCCCCUGCAGCCCCCCUUCGGCCCCGGCGGGGCCAGCCCGGGCCCCAGCGGGCCGGCAGAGCUGAAGCCGGUUCGGCGGUUCAUUCCGGAUUCGUGGAAAAACUUCUUCAAAGGGAGACGCCACCCUGGCUCCAGCUGGGAUAGCACGGCCUCCGACAUCAGGUACAUCUCGGACGGGGUCGAAUGCUCGCCGCCUGCCUCUCCCGCUCCGCUGCAACCCGGGACCAGGGCGGUGCCUGGCUCCUACACGGACCCAUUCGGGGGGUCGGGCGGGAGCUACAACUCUCGGAAGGAGGCCGAGGCCAUGCUGCCCUCCGGAGACCCCCUGGGCUCGCUGGAGCGGCGCGCCGGCACAGGGCAGACGUAUAGCGAGCGGGUGGAGGAGUACCACCAGCGGUACGCCUACAUGAAGUCCUGGGCAGGGCUGCUCAGGAUCCUCGGCGUGGCCGAGCUGCUGCUGGGCGCCGCCGUCUUCGCCUGUGUCACCGCCUACGUGCACAAGGACAACGAGUGGUACAACAUGUUCGGGUACUCGCAGCCCUACGGAUACGGGGCGGGCAGCGCCUAUGGAGGAUACUCCUACAGCGGGCCAAAAACGCCGUUCAUCCUGGUGGUGGCGGGAAUGGCGUGGAUCGUCACCAUAGUGUUGCUUGUGCUGGGCAUGUCCAUGUACUACCGAACUAUCCUCCUCGAUUCCAACUGGUGGCCUCUGACCGAGUUUGGGAUCAAUGUGGUCUUGUUCUUCCUGUACAUGUCGGCUGCCAUAGUGUACGUAAACGAUACCAACCGAGGUGGGCUCUGCUAUUACCAGUUGUUCAAGACACCGAUAAAUGCGGCUUUUUGCCGUGUGGAGGGUGGUCAGACUGCAGCAAUCAUCUUCUUGUUUGUCACGGUGAUCAUGUAUCUAAUUAGUGCGGUGGUUUCCCUAAAGUUGUGGAGGCACGAAGGGGCCAGGAGGCACAGGGAAUUAAUGGAACAGGAGAUGAAAACACAAUCCUCUUUUCCAGAAAAGAAGUAUGAAGGUGAUGACAGACCAAGGGAAGAAGUCAGUUACAGGCAGCUCAAAUCACUGGAAAGAAAACCAGAGCUACUUAAUGGUCAUAUACCUGCAGGCCACAUUCCUAAACCUAUAGUGAUGCCAGACUACUUGGCGAAAUACCCUGUAAUUCAAACAAAUGAAAUGAGAGACCGGUACAAAGCGGUAUUCAAUGAUCAGUUUGCUGAGUAUAAAGAACUGUCUAUGGAAGUUCAUGCUGUAUUAAAAAAGUUUGAUGAGCUGGAUGCAUUGCUGAAACAGCUUCCACACCAUCCUGAAAGCAUAUAUGAACAGGAAAGGAUAUCAAAAGUUCUGCAAGAAUACAAGAAGAAGAAAAACGAUCCUGCAUUUCUGGAGAAAAAGGAGCGUUGUGAAUAUCUGAAGAAUAAGCUUUCUCACAUAAAACAACGAAUUCAGGACUAUGAUAAAGUUAUGAAUUGGAAUGUAGAAACUUAGCAAUGCUUUCACUUCAUGGAUACUAUUUUCUGUUUUUAAAAUCAAUAUGCGUAUUUUAAGCUAUUUAUUCAUUCUUCGAACAGUACACUUAUGGGGAUUACUUAAUCACUGUCAUAUAUUUGGAUGUUGUGCAUUAUUGAUAGGUUCUGUAUGCAGAUCCAAUUGUAAGUGAAGUUAUGAGAUAAGUUAGGAAACCUCUGCUUACAUUCUGCUUUCAUUAGUGCAAAUCCUAGCCUCUUAAAUAUGACUACUUUAUUUGAAAAUACUUCAUUUGCAAACUUGCAAAUCCUGCCAGAGAAAGCAGUUUCCAAAUGCCUGUGGAAACUUUGCACAGACAUGCUGUUAACAAUUUUGGAUUUAUUUCUACCUGACAUCUUAAUGAUAUCAUAAAGAGCUGAGCUGUUCUUUCUGUAUGGGAUUUUAUGUACUGCCUAAUUGUAUUGAAUAAGUUGGGCAAUUCAGAAGCUAGUUUAGUAAGAAUUUUUGUAUUGUAUUUCCGAAUGCUGUGCAUUAUACCAGAAAUCAUCUUGAAUUUUGCCCAACAAGAGAGGAAAAAUAGCUUCUUAUUUAAGCUGCUGGGGAAGGGGGACUUCGGUUUGGUUUUUAUAUUGCCCUCUUCAGAGAUGAUGCAACAAAUCAGUACUUGGCCUUAAAGGUAUAGAGGUACAGAAUGAGACAUAUUAAUGUUCCAUUAGUGUUGCUGUAGGUCAGUGUGCUCUGCCUACCUUCUGGAUCAUGCUCUUAGGAGUACAUGUGUUUAAGGGCUUCAUUCUUCUUCAGCAAGUAACAGGACUUGUUGUCUAUGCAGCUGCUGUUAGUGAACUUGGCAUUCAGAGAGUAAGUCCAGCAAAAUGAAUUCUCAUUCAAAGUAUGAAUUUCUAGUAUCCUCUUUAAGGCCAGGUAAAAUGUAUUAAAAAACAUACUUUCCAGAGCAUAUUUGCAUAAAUUCUAUAUAUAUUUUUAUAUUUUCUGGGGAUAUUAUGCUGGGGAUAGGUUUGUAGGUGCAAGUAUUUUCAUAAGCCAGUAAAUUUUCUCUUUGUAUCCUUUUUCAUAUCUUUAUUUACUUUAUUAACUUUUUUUUACUUACUAAAAUUGUUAGAAGCAUUGAUAGUUUUUGUACAGUUUUCUAUGACUGCAAUUUGUCUGUUCUGAAAUAUGUUUUUAAUAUUAAAAAACCCACCAGUGUAUCCAUAUUAUUCUAUUGUUUCUAAAGACAUUUUGUUUGAAAAAGGUGCUCUGGUUACAAUUACUGCAAAUUUUUGUUAGUGAUUUGGUUUUUUCUUUGAAAGAAAUUUUUUAUCUUCUACCUUAAUUUAAAAGAACAACAUCAGGAAAUCCAGUUCAGUAUGGAAAUGGUAGUACUACCUCUGCUCUUCACUGCUGGAAAUGUAUUAACAUACCUCACUCUGACCAUUGUAGCCCUUCUGGUUUUUCAGCCCUUAUCAUUCACACUGCAAUCCUGAUGGCCACCUUCCUAUUUGUAAAAUCGACAUUCCAGUUUUAUCAGCCACUUAAUUACAAGAGCUUUAGUGGAUGAAGUAAAUAGCACAAGAUGCCAUAGGAGCACUGAUAAAAUUUGAAAAUUUGGCACUUCUUCAUUUCAAAGCCCCAGUCUCAUCUGCCUGGAUGGUGCCUCAGUAUUUUCAUCAUUCUGAGAACAGGUGACAGCCAGUGCUAUGCCUUGUUCUCUCUCUUUUUCAGUGCCUUUGUCUCUGGUUCUGAAAUUUCACAGGAGAAAGCUCUCUUUCUUAUAAAGGAGAUAGGCCAAUUUUUUAUACUUAUUGUGCUGAAUACUUGUUAAAUUGUUCUUUGUAAGAGAAUUUGAACUUGUCCAAAUCUCCACAAGCUAAAUAAAUGACCUCUCACUGUACACUCAGGUUUCUUGUUUUUUCUCAGUGAGAGUUCUGGGCAUUGCAUUAAUAACAGAAGAAGAUUAGUGCAAGUUUGAGGAUCAACCGGUGUUCAUAAAGGACUAACGAUAAUAUGACUGAUGUUUUCUUUGGAAGAUUCACAGUCUGCACACUUAAUAGGUCUUCUUUCUGUAGGACAGUGAGACCCAGCUCCAGGCUCCUUUUGACGGUGGUCUGAGUUUCAGUCUUUGAGAAACCGGCUCCUGGUCCCUCAGACAGUGUCUGCAUAGCCUGCGGAGAACCAUUGUGAUGCUUCUUUCCUGCAAAGUUUCCAACAAAUGGAUUGGGAAAAGGGAACACCAUACCUGUGCCUGGAAUGAAGAGAUCAAGUGGCAACAUCUGUAUGUGGAUUCUUGUGUUUCCCAGCAGGAUGCCACAGGUGUGGCCAAGUAGAUUUUCCAAAUGUUGGGAAAAGAUGCUGGGAGAGAAAUAUUCCCUUCUGUCCACUGUUUGGGUUUCAAACAGGAUUGAUGUAGGGCACGAGAGAAGUAAGCUACCAUCCUAAGGUACUGCAGGCCAUCCUAAGGCUGCAGCAGAGUGUUGCAACCAUUACAGCAAAUUACUUGCCCAAUCCUGUGUCUGUUACAGGCCUCAGGGCUGCUAAAGCACUUCUGGUGUGUACAAUCUGUGUGUUGGUUUUGCUUCAACCUACUAGUGGAUGACUGAAAAGGGUCUUGUCUACAAUGCUACAGCCAUGCUGGAGCAAAACUGUUAAUCUAAGAUUAGUCUAACAUGUUCAUCUCUCAGGGAAAAUGAGAUUAGUGGAAGGAUUAAUGGCCAGAAGCUAAAGCAACUUGGAGCAAGGCAGAGAUAGGAGGAAAGUGAUGGGAGAAUCCCUCAAUCUGAGUUACAUAAGAACUAUCAAGGAAAGUGGCCUCUUGAUACUCUUGAAGAAUAGAAGGCAUACUCCGGACAAAACUGAAGUUUUUAGAUGAUUAUCACCUCAAUCUCCCUGUGCAGUCCCUCGCGGCUCAGCUCUGAAUUUACAAUUUUGCAUAUAUGUGUAAACAAUGUGCUGUGUGGUCUUACCUUUGUGACUGGGUUUUUGCAGAAGGUAGUUAACACAUAAAUGAAUCACCAGGGAAUAUUGCCUUACAUCAGUGGGCUUGCUUUUAAUUACAGCCUGUCCUCAAACCCUGAGUGUAUACAACAAGAAGUUCUAUUCUUCAGUCUUCCUCUUAGAAAAUGCUUGCCUGGCUCCACAGAUCUACAAAUCAAGAUGCUCAAGAUUCUUAGCAUUUCUACAACUGUUAUAGUUUCUAAACUGGAUUUGUGUUUCUUGUCUUUGUAAGCAGUUGGAUAUCCUAGAUCAAAACAACUGUGGCAAGAUUGGCAUACUGUUUACUAAACCAUACAUUUUUUUCAGGCCAGAUAAAGCAGUGACUAACAAAUAGCCAAACAAAUACCCAAAAUUUUGACUUGUGCAAUAGCCUGACCAGCUUUUGUGACAGCAUAUUGACUACAAAUGCUCAUGGCAAUGAAAAACCUAAUUGCUUUGAAAUUGUAAAAGAAGGUAUCCAGUAUGUUACUUAUUAAUUUCAAAAUCGUUGUUCGUUGUGGGAUUUCAAGCACUUGUACAAUCAACUUUUACAAAAUUACUUUAUAUCCUGUGUUUCAGUCCAGCACUGAAAUUGUUGGUCUUGAGAAUAAAAAAUACUCCUGUUCUGAAA